Molecule: messenger RNA, 1392 nt
Organism: Closterium sp. Naga37s-1
Lineage: Eukaryota; Viridiplantae; Streptophyta; Zygnematophyceae; Desmidiales; Closteriaceae
Source: the annotation of a GenBank genome assembly
AUGUCGACCGGUGAUCCCGAGGGUCCAGCUGGCGAGUUCAGCGUCCGUAAGGAUGCGGCUGGCGCAGCCGCAAAGCCGCGAUCCGUGCCGUUCAAUCGCAACAAUAACCUGCUCGAGGCGAAGUCCGACUCGGAGCUGUCGCAGGUGCUGGUCGAAGCGAAGAAGACCAAACGGCCAGUUGUUGUGACGUAUGGCGCCAGCUGGUGCCAUGCGUGCAGCAAGAUGCUUCCCACCUUUUUCAACCUGAGCAACGAGUACUCACGGCCCAUCUUUGUGUAUGCUGAUGUGGAUAAAUGCACUCAGAUGGCGGAGGACGUUCGCUACACCCCCACCUUCCGCUUUUUCCGUGAGGGCAGUAAAGUGGACGAGUUCUAUGGUGCAGAAGCCGAGCAGAAGCAACAACAAGAAGCCACGUCAGACGCCAAGAAACCCGCGUUCGAGGACGUGCCGGAAGUAAUCGACGAAGACGUCGGCGAGGUCGAGAAGAUUUUGGGAAGCCGCGUGGCGGAGGACGGCGUGACGCAGUACCUGAUCGAGUGGAAGGAUGACCACCCCGACAGCUGGGAGCCGCGCGAGAACGUCGCGGCGGACCUCGUGGCGCAGUUCGAGGAGCCGUGGUGGACUGCGGUGCGGCGCGGCGACGACGCGAAGAUCGAGGAGCUGCUGGCGGAGGGGCGCGACGUGAACGCCAUCGAUGGGAAUGGGCGGUCAGGGCUGCUGUUCGCCGCGGGGCUUGGGAAUGAGAAGCUGGUUCGCAAACUACUGGAGGAGGGAGCUGACGUGGCGUGGCAGGACAAGGAGGGCUACAGCGCGCUGCAUAUAGCUGCGGGCUACGUGCACUCCACAAUAGUGCGCGCGCUGCUGGACCACGGGGCGGACCCCGAGCAGGAGGACAAGCAGCAGCGCUCGCCCCUCAUUCUCGCGGAGCAGCUGCUUAAGGCCACUCCCGCUAAUAACCCCGGUGCAUUUGCGCGGCGCCUGGCCCUUGACAACGUGGUGAAGAUGCUGGAUGAGGCGGUGUUUGAGGAAUCCGAGGUGGAUCAGAUCCUAGACAAGCGCAUAGCGGAGGACGGCACCGUUGAGUACUUAGUUAAGUGGCAGGAUGACUCGGAGGACAGCUGGGAACCGGUGGAGAACAUUGGGGAAGACUUAGUUAAGGAUUUCGAGGAGGGUUUGGAGUAUGGUGUAGCGGAGAAGAUUCUGGAGAAGCGGGUGGUGGGGGCGUCACAGGGUGGCGGGGAGGGUGUGGUGGAGUACUUAGUUAAGUGGCAGGACUCGGAUGAGAACACGUGGGAGCCGGAGGGGAACGUGGCGGCUGAUGUGAUUGCAGAGUUUGAGGGGGUGAGUGUGGAGGAGGUGGAGGCACGGCUGGGCAAGGAGGGAGAGAAGUAG